AACACCUCAGUGAUCUACUGAUGAACACACAAUUCAAGCUGGAGAAACUAGAGUUAAACUGCAUCAGUAUUACAGAUGAAGGUUGUGCUGCUCUGGCAUCAGCGUUUAAUUCAAACCUCAGAGAGCUGGAUCUGAGCAGGAAUCAAAUAGGAGACUCUGGAGUGACAGAAAUCUCCAGUCUGCUGAGAAAUUCACAGACACUACAGAUACUCAGACUUUCAGACUGCAGUAUCAGUGAAGAAGUUUAUAAAGCUCUGUCUUCAGCUCUGAGAUCAAAUCCUUCACACCUGAUAGAGCUGGAUCUCACAGAAAAUGAUCCUGGAGAAUCAGGAGUGAAGCAGCUCAGUGAUUUACUACAGGAUCCAAACUGUAAACUCAAGACUCUGAGGUUUUUGGGUCCUGCUGCAGAUGAAGGCUGUCAGUAUGUGACAGGAAUUGUGGGUAAAAACCCAUUACUCCUGAGAGAGCUGGAUCUGAGUAAACAUAAACUAGGAGACAGAGGAGUGAAUCAGAUCUCUGCUCUACUGCAGGAUAAACACUGUACACUCAACACACUGAUGUGAGUAUC
Carassius auratus (goldfish) is the source of this 568-nucleotide messenger RNA. RefSeq names its product ribonuclease inhibitor-like. Gene Ontology annotation, molecular function: protein binding. The record is from RefSeq and is a predicted model, not a curated record. The coding region runs from base 21 to 563 and encodes 180 amino acids. Lineage: Eukaryota; Metazoa; Chordata; Actinopteri; Cypriniformes; Cyprinidae. The transcript is spliced from 4 exons.